Molecule: messenger RNA, 2598 nt
Organism: Anguilla rostrata (American eel)
Lineage: Eukaryota; Metazoa; Chordata; Actinopteri; Anguilliformes; Anguillidae
Gene: got1
Product: glutamic-oxaloacetic transaminase 1, soluble
Exons: 9
Coding region: 165-1397 (410 amino acids)
Biological process (GO): L-aspartate biosynthetic process
Cellular component (GO): cytosol
Molecular function (GO): L-aspartate:2-oxoglutarate transaminase activity; pyridoxal phosphate binding
Source: RefSeq, a predicted model, not a curated record
GCGCUAGGGCAGAGUCCGCUAGUGGUAUAGAGAGCUCAGCUGACAUUUGGAUUCAGUACGAGUUGAAGGUGACAAACCCCUCUUCUUCGGCAUCCUGAAAUUGGCUGGCUGUCACUACUGUUCGCUCUCAGCACAUCUUAGAAGCUAACUAGCUACAUUCGAUCAUGUCAGUGUUCACCGAGGUUCCACAAGCCGUACCGGUGGCAGUCUUUAAAUUGACUGCAGAUUUCAGAGAGGAUAAGGACCCAAACAAGGUGAACCUUGGAGUGGGAGCCUACAGGACAGAUGACAGCCAGCCGUGGGUGUUGCCAGUGGUGAAGAAGGUGGAGAGGAUUAUUGUGGAGGACCACACCCUGAACCAUGAGUAUCUGCCAAUCCUGGGACUCCCAGAAUUCCGCUCCAGCGCCUCCAAGAUUGCCCUAGGAGACGACAGCCCAGCCAUCCAGCAAAACAGGGUUGGAGGUGUGCAGUGUCUGGGUGGGACUGGAGCUCUAAAGAUUGGGGCUGAGUUUCUGCGCCGCUGGUACAACGGCAUCAAUAACACGUCCACACCGGUCUAUGUCUCCGCACCAACCUGGGAAAAUCACAAUGCUGUUUUUGCUGAUGCCGGGUUCAAGGACGUCCGCCCAUACAAGUACUGGGAUGCAGAGAAUCGUGGGCUGGAUCUGGCUGGUUUCCUGGGAGACCUUGAGAGCGCUCCUGAACAUUCCAUCUUCGUACUCCAUGCCUGCGCACACAACCCGACAGGCACUGACCCCACCCAGGGGGAGUGGAUGCAGAUCGCGGAUGUUAUGAAGCGGAGGAAGCUCUUUGUCUUUUUCGACUCGGCCUAUCAGGGCUUUGCCUCCGGGAGCCUGGAGAAGGAUGCCUGGGCUGUGCGCUACUUUGUGUCCCUGGGCUUUGAGCUCUUCUGCGCCCAGUCCUUCUCCAAGAACUUCGGCCUGUACAAUGAGAGGGUGGGGAACCUCACCGUUGUUGCCAAGGACAAUGACAACCUGACCCGGAUCUUGUCCCAGAUGGAGAAGAUCGUGCGGACAACUUGGUCCAACCCCCCGUCCCAGGGGGCCCGCCUAGUCGCCAUCACCCUCAAUACCCCCAAGCUCUUUGAAGAGUGGAAGGACAAUGUGAAGACGAUGGCGGACAGGGUCCUGCUCAUGAGAGCUCAGCUGAAGGCCAAACUUCAGGCCCUUGGCACGCCUGGCACCUGGGAGCACAUCACCCAACAGAUCGGCAUGUUCAGCUUCACCGGCCUCAACCCCAAACAGGUGGAAUAUCUUGUGAAGGAGAAGCACGUCUACCUGAUGGCUAGCGGUCGUAUCAACAUGUGUGGUGUGACCACCAAGAAUAUCGACUACGUUGCGGAGUCCAUCCAUGAGGCUGUGACACAGGUCCAGUAAGGGCCCGCCCAUCGAACCCAACAUCUCCAUCCGAGCAGCAGUUGAGCAUGGCAUGCAGCAGGGGGCGCUGCUAGGCCUUUCAUCUCCUGAGUCGUCUCACCCCUCCGGCACAACCAGCACAUGCUGCUGGGAUAAUUUAGAUGCGUAGUAGUUCAAAACAAAAUUAGUAUAUCUUCUUCUUCCUGUGGAGUAUUUGUACUUGUGUGAGCAAUAUAAUGGCCUGUAGUUUGUUGUCAUAAGGUGAGCACUUACAUUAUGGUAUUCCUUUCACUAGGUGAUUUUUUCCACAGAACCACAUACUCAAUCAUUUUUGCAGUUUGGGUGUUGCUGGACUGGUAGAUCUGAAAACAAGCAGACGUGUUUUUAACAUGUACUCAUUUCUGAGCAUAUGGUCCUCCAUUUUAGCCUUUAAUAUCGGUUUUCCUUUCUUUCCUUAAUGGAUUAUCUGUUUUAGCAACAUGACAUUAAAACUGCAUAUACAAACUGAGGCCAGCUAAUUAGUCUGCAAAUACACCAUGCACAAUUGAAGGCUACCUAAGCUGACAUGAAAACUGCAUACCAUUUGUCAAUACCAACUGGACAAAUGGGGGUUGUUUAAUGCUUGGACAUUUAAAAGAGAUCAGAUUUUCAGUAUGUACAACAUACAAGUCUUAUGCCUCCUAUGACUUUAAUUGCUUAACCUUGUAAUCAUGAAGAUAGGAAUAUGUGUCAUCUUAUAGUUGUCAGACAGUAGAAGGCUGUACAAAUUAUUACAAUAUGCACUUUACACAGUGGGCAUUCUAUUGAGAUAUUAGUCUUACCCAUAAUUACUUGAAACCAUUGUUUUAUCCACAAAGACUUGAAGUUAUCUCAAGAUGUGUUUUGUGAAGUUUGAGUAGGAUCAUUUAAACCCAUUUCCCACUGUCUGAAUGUCAUAAACUUGCUCUGGUUUUUGAUGCACAAAAGGUUCCUGUGUCACCAUGUCUUAAUGCAUGAACACUGAAAAAUUAUUUUUAUGGCCACUGACUAUACUAUACACUGACUGAUUCAUUUUUAACUGUCACCUUCCUGUGUCAUUAUGCACCUUGCUGUGUUUGUGAAGACUUUGUUUCAGAUUUGUUCAUGUGUUGAAUGUCUAUGCCUAAUACAAUCUCAUUCUAUUUUAAGUUUGUAAGUAAUGUGGAAUAAAUUAAGCGGAAAAAUAAAUUAUAAAUGGACACAG